GGAGCGGCGGGGCGGGAAAGAUCACGGUCGAGGACGGCGGGAGGGGUGAUGCCUGGCAGGGCUGCUCCCAUUACCGACACGGCGAAGGUGAGGACGGUGGGAAGAGUUUUGCCGACCAUGUUGGCGAGUCCUUGACGCAACGCUUAGUCGUCGAAUGGUAAGAUGGAGUGGUCUUGGUGCCCGCAAUCUGGAGGUCAGACUUAUUCAGCAACAAGAAGAAGAGGGCGAGUACCCCGUGGCACCGCCUUUCUCUCGAGAGAGAGGUGUUCGUUCGUGUGGCCAGAUUUAUAGGGGUAGCUCCAAGGCCAGGACGAAGGAGUCAAUAGCCGUCAGGAGGUCGCCACCCAACCUUACCCGGAAACUUGCAGUCUUGUUGGCUGGACUUUACCCGCUAGAUCGGGUUGAUCUUUCUUUCCUCUGCCUUUCUCUUCUUUCUCUCGGAAAGAACGACUCCGAGGUUGCCUCCUUGACAUCUGGCCAUGCGUGUGGGUGGUACGACUCAUACUCAGCGGCCCUUUUAUCGGUGGAUCAGGGCAACAGGCCAAGUCAUGAAAGCCGGGCAAGCAAGCAAGCAGACCAGACCUCCCGGGGCGCAAUGGCCAAUGGCUUUCUCAGAGCCCGGUCAAGCAGCAACAGCCUGCGAUGCUCAGUCACGUCGAGAAGACACAAGAGAGUCGGGGCCGGCCGUCAUACGGAGGACACACUUUCCUCGUUACACGGCGAGAGAUUCGCUUACCAGAGGGAGGAGGGAAUAGGGUGGCGAGAGGUCAAAGAAAGCAAGCAAACUGCGUGUGAACGUGACUCUUGGUCAUUUCUGUUUAUCGGGCAACACUCAUCCGAGUCAACGCCAGCGAAGCGGAUCGGACUGGGUCAUACAGACUCAGCAAACUAUCUACACUGCCAAUCAAUGCCGAGCAAUGUGAUACGCACUGAGGGAGAUGACAUCAAAUUCUCUACUCUCUGAAUCCAUGGUGUUCCUGCGAUCAAGUAUGGGAUUAGGACGGGGGUUGUAUGUACAU
Molecule: messenger RNA, 1019 nt
Organism: Sodiomyces alkalinus F11
Lineage: Eukaryota; Fungi; Ascomycota; Sordariomycetes; Glomerellales; Plectosphaerellaceae
Exons: 2
Coding region: 155-964 (269 amino acids)
Source: RefSeq, a predicted model, not a curated record